Carassius carassius (crucian carp) is the source of this 3161-nucleotide messenger RNA. RefSeq names its product lysophosphatidylcholine acyltransferase 2-like. The transcript is spliced from 14 exons. Lineage: Eukaryota; Metazoa; Chordata; Actinopteri; Cypriniformes; Cyprinidae. Gene Ontology annotation, molecular function: 1-acylglycerophosphocholine O-acyltransferase activity; calcium ion binding. Gene Ontology annotation, cellular component: endoplasmic reticulum. The coding region runs from base 154 to 1746 and encodes 530 amino acids. The record is from RefSeq and is a predicted model, not a curated record.
UUCUAGUUAGGUAGCUCACUUGAUUGUGAAACACAUCCGCAGACCGCUAGGGCUGAAGUCAUGUGUGAGGUGGUGCUUGUGGUGUGUUUAGAGAAAGUGCUUUGUUGACAGAGGCUUGGACACACGAAGACGCUGCUGCUGUGAUGAGUGAAGAUGCCCGGUGUUCCGCAGAGAGUGUUCGCGCUGCCCAGACAGCUUUCCCUGCUGCUGCCCGCCGUCAUCAACCCUUUCGUGCACGACCUUAAGUUAACCAAAGCCGAAACAAUCAAAUGUUUUCUUCUGGGAAUCAUCCUUGUGCCGCUCCGUGGCAUUUUCUUGCUUCUCGUUCUCAUGAUGAUGUGGCCGGUUUCUGUCAUGAUAACAUUCAGACAGUCUCUGAAAGGAGCAGUGGAGCCCAUGACUGGCUGGAGAAGGAUCAUGCACAAAAGAGUGAUGACCUUUCUAGGUCGGCUGUAUUUCUUCGGCAUGGGCUUCAGGGUGGUGGUGAAGGGGAAGAAGGCCAGCAGUGCAGAGGCCCCCAUUCUAGCUGUGGCCCCCCACUCUUCUUUCUUUGAUGCCAUUGUCUGUAUCGAAACUGGUCUUCCCUCUACUGUAUCCCGUUCUGAGUCCCUGGAAGCACCAAUCUUUGGCAGGUUUUUGCGCUGUGUGCAGCCAGUGCUUGUUUCACGCAAAGAUCCAGACUCUCGUAGAAACACUAUCCUUGAGAUUGAGCGGAGAGCAAAGUCAGGAGGACACUGGCCACAGGUGCUCAUUUUCCCUGAAGGAACAUGUACCAACAGAUCAUGUCUCAUUACCUUUAAACAAGGAGCCUUUGUCCCAGGGGUCCCAGUACAGCCUGUUCUGAUCAGAUACCCAAAUAAACUGGACACAGUUACAUGGACAUGGCAGGGCCCAAAAUCGGCCAGACUACUGCUGCUCACACUCUGUCAGCUCUAUACUACAGUGGAGGUUGAGUUUCUGCCCCCUCAAAUUCCUACUGAGAUGGAGAAAAAGUGUCCUAUCAAGUUUGCUCAUUCAGUGAGAGCUGUGAUGGCUGAGUCUCUGGGCCUGCCGGUCACAGACCACACCUACGAAGAUUGUCGUCUGAUGAUUGCAGCUGGAGAACUGACUCUGCCUAUGGAGGCAGGUCUCGUGGAGUUUACCAAGAUCAGUAGGAAAUUGGAAUUAAAAUGGGACAAUGUGAAGAAGGAAUUGGAGAGUUUUGCCAACAUAGCCUGUUCCUGCAAAGGCGGCAGGAUCACAAUUGAGGAGUUUGCCGGCUUUCUCAAACUGCCUGUCAGUCCAGUUCUACAAGAGCUCUUCGCUCUGUUUGACAGGAAUGGCGAUGGGACCAUUGAUUUCAGAGAGUAUGUCAUUGGUGUCACAGUUCUGUGCCGCCCAGCUAAUAAUGAGGAAGUCAUUCAGACAGUUUUUAAGCUGUUUGACAUUGAUGAGGACAACUGUAUCACACAAGAGGAGUUUAGCGGUUUGCUGCGUUCUGCUCUUGGUGUAUGUGACCUUGACGUCCACAGCCUUUUCAAAGAAAUUGAUGCAGAUGGAUCAGGACACAUAACUUAUGAUGAGUUCUGUUCCUUCGCUCUCACCCAUCCGGAGUAUGCCAAGCUCUUCACCACCUACAUCGAGCUACAGCGUUACCAGGGGCUUCAGGGGGAGGAGCUCGAUUUUGAUGCCAGUUUGUCUGAGUGCUGUACUGCUUCUCAUAGUAAGCACCAAGAGGACAGUACCUCUGAUAAGAAAGAUGACUGACAGCAUGCAGCCAUAAGGUUCAUUUUCUGCCACGCCAUUUAAACACGUGCAUUAAGCUUGGGCGGAAGGAUUGUACUCUCACAUAUGCCAUGUCAGCAGUUUUUUGUUUUCACCACCAAGUAUUUCAUAAACUAUUCAGUGGUUUAUUUAAAGGGUUUCAGAUAAAUGCAAAUGCACACAGGCAUGUUAAAAUGUUUUGGUAACACUUUAGGACAGGGGCCAAUUAUCCCUUUUAACUAGUAGCUUAUUAGCAUGCCUAUUGUUAACAUAAUGGCUGUUUAUUAGUAUUUUAAGGACAUAUUCUGCAUGGACAUAUUCUACAUCCAUAAUCUUACCCAGUACCUAAACCUGAACAUUACCUUAAUAGCUAUUAAUAAGCAGCGAAUUAGGAGUAUAUUGAGGCAAAAAUCAUAGUUAAUGGCUGGUUAAUUGUGAGAAUUGGACAUUGAAAAUACAUUUUAAUCUUAAUCUGCAGCUAAAAAGGUAAUUUUAUUGUUAUAACACCCCUCAACCUUUUAGACACGAAGCUUAGUUCCAAUUCUGUUUUUAUGCAUUUUAUUUGAUAAUGUCUAAUAAACAAAUAUAUAUUAUUUGAAUAUAUCUAACCUGGAAAAUUAGUUUGUGAUUGCAUUGGAGAUCACAUGCUUGUGUGUCUUUAAUGGAAAAGUGUAUAUUUCUUAUAAUGAAUAUUUUACAAAAGAGAUUGUUAUACAAAUACCAAGUUUCUUUUCUUUUUUCCUUUUCCCCCCUUUCUGCUCAGGGAUGUUGGUACAGAAAGCGAGUUGUAAUCAAAGGUUUAACUUUGCAUCUUGUUUUUAUUUGCAUUCCCAUCGAGGGGAGAUGUUGCUGAGUUAGCGUUCUGUCCCUGCUGCUUGUUCAGACUAAUACUCUGUUGCAUCCGCUGAAAAUAGGCCAAUUUGUGAGCAAACAGGCAACACAACACGCCUUGAUUCAAGGGCUUGAUUCCAAAUGAUCCCUCUGCAGUGGUAUUUAUUUAGCUAUGCAGGUUGCAAUUAUGAUUUUGUUAACACAGCAAAGUUAGCUUUUUUUGCAAUUAAAAUAAUCCUUUGAAUUUUAACUAGUAUGUCUUGUCCCUUUUAUGUUUGAGUGCAUGAACACUUGUUAGAAAAGUUUGUACACUCUUGUGAAUUGUCAGAAAAUACAGAAGAAAAACUGCUGAUAAGCAGCCUGCUAAGAAUACUUUCAUACUGAAAACUUCCACUAGGUGACAGCAACUCCUAGUAUAUACAAAAAGCAGCUCGUCUGCAUAAACCGCUCCUCAUUUCCAAAGAAAUCUUUAGUGAAUGUGCACAUACUGGAAAUGUACAUCCACAAUAUUAGAUAAACUUCUGCUUUUAUGGAGUUUCAGAAUGCAUGUGUACAAAGUUAAAAAUAAUAAAAUGAAAAGUCACUUC